AACACAUGGAGAUGGAGAUAUGGCUGUCCUGCUGCCUUCUCUUUCUGUCACUUCCCCUUCUCUUCUCAGUCUUCCUCAAAAGAAAAGACAAUCUUCCACCCGGACCAAGAGGCUGGCCUAUCGUCGGCAACCUCUUCCAGCUGGGCUCCAAACCUCAUGCCGCCCUCGCGAGCCUAGCCCGCACCUACGGCCCUCUCUUCUCCCUCAGGUUAGGCACCCAGCGCAUCAUCAUCGCCUCCUCAGCCUCGGCUGCUGCCCUUGUCCUCAAGACCCACGACCUCAUCAUCUCUUCUCGCUCCGCUCCUCAGAUGUGCCGAUUCGAUGAGUACCUCCCCUACUCCAUGAUUUGGUCCGACUGCAAUGACUCGUGGAAGCAGUUCAGAGCCACAUGCCGGAGCCUGCUGUUCUCCAACAAGAUGAUCAACGGGGGCGCCAGUCUCCGGCAGCAAAAGGUGGCGGAUAUGGUCGGACGCCUCCGCUCUGAUGAGGGCAAGGAGGUCUGCAUCUCGGAGCUUGUGUUUGGGACCAUCUUCGGUAUGAUGGCUGCCAGCAUAUUUUCGAAUGAUGCAGAAGGCGCGACCGGCAACACGGACAAGAUGAAGCGGGUGAUACGGAGUGUGCUUGAGUUGAUUUUUGAACCGGACGUUUCCGACUACUUUCCGGCGAUCGGCCGGCUUGAUGUUCGAGGGCUGCGCCGGAAGGCGAGGGGGUAUUGCAUGGAGAUUUAUGAUGUCUGGGAAGGAAUUAUCGUGAAGAGAAGAAAGGAGAGGAUGGAUGGUGGAGCGAAGGUUCACCAGGAUUUUCUUGAUGUGUUGCUUUCGAGGGAGCUCAGUGACCUCCAAAUCAAAGCACAUCUUUUAGAACUAUUCAUUGGUGGUAUUGACGCUACAACCGCUACCAUAGAGUGGGCUAUAGCGGAGUUCAUGAAACAACCAAAAAUUAUGGCCAAGCUACGUGAGGAACUGUUUGAUGCCUUGAGCAGCCGAGGCACAGAGGACCCAGACCUGGAGCAGAAGCUGAAAGAACUGCCUUACUUCCAAGCUUGUAUAAAGGAGACAAUGAGAUUGCACCCGGCAGUAUCGCUCAUCCCCCACUGUGCCACCGAGACAUGUGAAGGUCUCGGUUACACAAUCCCGAAGGGAUGCCCAGUCUGGGUGAAUGUGUGGGCAAUAGGAAGGGACCCAGCAUCCUGGGUUGAGCCCUUAACCUUCCUGCCUGAGCGCUUCAUUGAGUUCCCGAAUUUGGAUUUCAAGGGGGCUGAUCACCAACUGAUUCCUUUCGGCUCGGGACGGCGCAUAUGUCCGGGGUUGCCGCUUGCAGCCCGGUUUAUUGAGUUGACAUUGGCAAACUUGGUAUACAACUUUGAGUGGUCGCUACGUGAGGGCAUGGACCUUAGCCAGCUUAGCAUGGAAGAAAAGUUUGGCGUUACGAUCCCCAUGAAGCAGCCCCUGCAAAUUAUACCCAAGUUUACUAGACACAUUAGCUCCUAGUUAGCAGCUGUAACUGCUUUGGCAUAAAAUUAAAUAAAUUUCAAA
Messenger RNA from Nymphaea colorata (pocket water lily), 1535 nucleotides. Its product is annotated as probable (S)-N-methylcoclaurine 3'-hydroxylase isozyme 2. Lineage: Eukaryota; Viridiplantae; Streptophyta; Magnoliopsida; Nymphaeales; Nymphaeaceae. The transcript has 2 exons. Gene Ontology annotation, molecular function: iron ion binding; oxidoreductase activity, acting on paired donors, with incorporation or reduction of molecular oxygen; heme binding. The record is from RefSeq and is a predicted model, not a curated record. Bases 6 to 1490 code for a protein of 494 amino acids.